Molecule: messenger RNA, 1218 nt
Organism: Rattus rattus (black rat)
Lineage: Eukaryota; Metazoa; Chordata; Mammalia; Rodentia; Muridae
Gene: Sgpp2
Product: sphingosine-1-phosphate phosphatase 2
Exons: 4
Coding region: 162-977 (271 amino acids)
Biological process (GO): phospholipid dephosphorylation; sphingosine metabolic process
Cellular component (GO): endoplasmic reticulum membrane
Molecular function (GO): sphingosine-1-phosphate phosphatase activity
Source: RefSeq, a predicted model, not a curated record
CUGGAGAGAAGCAUGUUGUGAAGAAUUAUUUCUACUAUUACCUGUUCCGGUUUUCAGCCGCUUUGGGUCAGGAGGUGUUCUACAUCACGUUUCUCCCAUUCACCCACUGGAAUAUCGACCCUUAUUUGUCCAGAAGAUUGGUCGUGAUAUGGGUUUUGGUGAUGUACAUUGGCCAGGUGGCCAAGGACAUCCUGAAGUGGCCCCGGCCCUCCUCUCCUCCCGUUGUGAAGCUUGAAAAGAGAGUGAUUGCAGAAUACGGAAUGCCAUCCACCCACGCCAUGGCCGCCACCGCCAUUUCCUUCACCCUCCUCAUCUCCACCAUGGACAGGUACCAGUACCCUUUCAUUUUAGGCCUGAUGAUGGCUGUGGUGUUCUCUACGCUGGUGAGUCUCAGCAGACUCUACACAGGGAUGCACACGGUCCUGGAUGUCCUGGGUGGCGUUCUGAUCACGGCGGUCCUCAUCGCCCUGACCUACCCUGCCUGGACCCUCAUCGACUCCCUGGACUCCGCCAGCCCUCUCUUCCCUGUGUGUGUCAUAGUUGUGCCGUUCCUCUUGUGCUACAAUUACCCUGUGUCCGACUACUACAGCCCGACCAGAGCGGACACCACCACCAUCGUGGCUGCGGGGGCUGGAGUGACCCUAGGAUUCUGGAUCAACCACUUCUUCCAGCUCGUGUCCAAGCCCACCCCGUCUCUCCCUGUGAUUCAGAACAUCCCACCCCUUACCACUGACAUGCUGGUUUUAGGUCUGACCAAAUUUAUGGUGGGGAUCAUGUUGAUCCUCUUGGUUCGCCAACUGGUGCAAAACCUCUCUCUGCAAGUGUUAUUCUCAUGGUUCAAGGUGGUUACUAGGAACAAGGAGGCCAGGCGAAGACUAGAGAUUGAAGUCCCUUACAAGUUUGUCACCUACACAUCUGUUGGCAUCUGUGCCACAACCUUUGUACCAAUGUUGCACAGGUUUUUGGGAUUGCUCUGAGCCCAAGACAAGCUGGGAACUAGUCUGCUAAUGCGAGAUGUGAAAUGUGAGAAAGCCGUUGAUUCAGGUAAUCCCAGUGCCUCCUGUUUAAGGAAAUCCUGUCAUAGUUUUAUUUGCUGAUGUGACAUAGAUACUACUGCUGUGGUACCAGCCAUGCGAUUCAUCUGUAAGGACACCAGGCUCAAACCACAGCUGAGGUCUGCAAGACCACCCCUCCCCUUUCUGUUACAUGAACUUAGGA